AUGUCUAGCGAUCGGGUUCUGGAUUUAAACUUGGAUCGUUUAAUCGACCCCGGGCCUGGAGAUGGUGUGAGGACGGCCCUGCAGGAGCUGUGCAAGCUGAUCUUCAACCGCAGCAAGAACUUAGUUGUGAAGAUAGUUGGCUGUAAACGUCGGCAGGAGAGCACUUCGGACCUGGAGCCAGUGAUUUACCUCAAUGGCUUCUUCUACUCCAACAGCGAUCCCUACAUCCUUACUUGUGCACACGGUCUUAAAAGCGGUGCAACGGAUUUCUUUGCAUUGAUGAGCGAUGGCAGUGCCUUCAACGAUCAGGUCCCCAUCAAGCUGGAGCCCACACACCCGCCACAACUGCACGGCGCCAUGGAAGCUGUCGGUGACAGCACCUACAUGAUUGGCUUCGCUGGACGGGAUGCUCCACAACUGAGCUCCAAUAGUGGCACCAUUUCGAGUGUUGGCUUCAUGGGGUACUCCGGCAGCCCCAUCCUGAACAUGGACGGCUUCCUGAUAGGCAUGGUGCAAGCCGGGCACGACCCUAACGGUAGCAAGCAAGUGACCGCCAUUCCCGCCCAAGGCAUCAACAUGUUCCUGCAGACCUGCGGAGACACAUUGCCAGGAAUCAAGGUGUAA
Messenger RNA from Volvox carteri f. nagariensis, 624 nucleotides. RefSeq lists its product as uncharacterized. The coding region runs from base 1 to 624 and encodes 207 amino acids. The transcript has 5 exons. The record is from RefSeq and is a predicted model, not a curated record. NCBI's taxonomy places the organism in Eukaryota, Viridiplantae, Chlorophyta, Chlorophyceae, Chlamydomonadales, Volvocaceae.